Messenger RNA from Cryptosporidium muris RN66, 1905 nucleotides. RefSeq lists its product as uncharacterized. The record is from RefSeq and is a predicted model, not a curated record. Gene Ontology annotation, cellular component: nucleus. The coding region runs from base 1 to 1905 and encodes 634 amino acids. NCBI's taxonomy places the organism in Eukaryota, Apicomplexa, Conoidasida, Eucoccidiorida, Cryptosporidiidae. The transcript has a single exon.
AUGGAAAAUGGCGAUAUAAGGAGAUUAUCAUUAAAAUUAGAGAGUUCAGUACGCCGUAAAUGUUUGAAUUUACCUUAUUUAAUAAUAUCAGAAAGUGAAGAUGAGAAUUUAACUAAAGAACUUAAUAAUGUUAUUACUCCUAUUAAAAAUCGCCAAUGUCCAAAUAAUUCAAUAAAUACUGAAGAUAAUUAUUCAGAUUACACGCCAACAUUGCAAUUAUCAAAAUCCUCAAUUUCUUGUACAAAUAUAAAUGAUGGAGCUAGUUAUAUAUUAAGUGAAUAUGAGGAAGACAAUAAUAAUAUAAAAGAUAGAAAUAAUAGUUUAAAUGAUGAAUAUAAAAAUAGAAGUGAUAUUGAAAAUUAUCAUUUUAAUGAACAAAUUAAUUAUUUAAAUCAAAAUACUUUAGCUAAUACCCAACCAUGUAUACAAACUCCUAGAAAAAGUAAUGGAAGACGUACUUUAAAUUUCACAAGUAUACGUAGAAGAAAAGGAAUAUAUAAUCAUAUAUCAGAUAGUGAUUAUGAUGAAUCUAAUUCAAGACCUUCAAUCACUUAUCUUUCAUCAGUUAAAAGAAAAAAUAAAAUUUUGCAAUAUUUAAUAGAUUUUGAGUCAGAUUGUAGUGAUAAUAUUAAGUUAUCUGAAAAUGUAAGGUCAUCACUUUGUAUGGGACCUGAAUUAAUUAAUGAAAGUACAUCUACAAAUUUAAUUGAUUCUAUAAUUCCAUCGAUAUCAACACAAUUUUUAACUUCCCCAAUAUCAAAUGUAUGUGAUAUUAAAUGGGAAUCACCAUUAACAGAAUCAGUUAAUUAUUCAACUCCUUCAAGUAAUUGGAUUUCAGCUUUAGAUUCAUUUUCAUCAGAAAAGAAUAUGAGUGAAUCAAGUAUAUCAGAUGAAAUUGAAAAUCAAAAUAACAAUUAUUUAAAUGAUACAUUAGAAAAUCAAGAAAUAUCUAAAAAUUCUAGUCUGAGUAAUUCUACAUCAAUUUCACUAUCUAAUAAUCAAUAUAGUAUUGAUAAAAUUAUACAGGAUAAAAAAUUAAUAGAUUUACAUCCAAAAAAACUUUUUAAUGAAGUUUCUAAAACAUUUGUAAGAAAUCGUAAUGUAUUAUCACUUAAAUGGUAUAAAAUAUUUAAUCAACGUGUAUUUAAAAAUCAACUUCCCUUAGAAAUUCCUAUUAAAUGGACUGGAAAAUUACAUAAAACAGCAGCUCAAACAUGUUUUAUUACAGAAUCUAAUGGUAAAAAAAAGGUUUUGAUUCAACUUUCAAAAUAUGUUUUAGAUAGUGAAUAUAGGCUUAAAAAAACUUUGUUACAUGAAUGUUGUCAUGUAGCUCAAUUUAUUAUUGAUAAAUGUACAAAUCCUCCUCAUGGUCAAAUAUUUAUGAAAUGGGGUAAAAUAGCUACACAAGAAUUUCCAGAUCUUAAAGUUGAAAUAUAUCAUAGUUAUGAUAUUGUUUAUAAAUUUAGAUAUCAGUGUCUUAGAUGUUUACAAAUAUUUGGGAGACAAACUAAAGUACAAAAUAAAUAUCAAAUUGUCUGUUCAUUAUGUAAUGGGAAUGUUGUUUUUAUUGGCAAAGGUAUUAUAAAUAAUAUAAAGAGAACUAAAUAUCAAAAUUCUCAAAAUAGUAUACUUUUAAAUCAAAACUCUAAUGAUUACUACAAUGUCAUUACUCCUACAAAAACUAAAAAGAAUUCUAAAAUAUCAGGUUAUUCUAAUAAUCCUUAUGCAAAAUUUGUUAAAGAAAAAUUUCAAGAAAUAAGAACAAAGAUUCAAGAAAAUAAACAGACACCUAGAAGAGCUCCAAGUUUACUUAAAGAAAUUGCCAUUUUAUGGAAAGAAGAAAAAGAAAAGAAGAAACUCCAAGAUUUGACAAAUCAAAUGCAAAAUAUUUCUAUAAAUAAUUAA